GUGGCUUCAAGCGCCACAACAGUGAGCUCGCAAAACACUCUCUCUCUGUCUCUCUCUCUCUCUCUCACAGAGGCACGGGCGACAAGUAAAUGGAAGUGGGGAGGCUACCCAUCUCAGCAUCGCAGAGAGGGAAACUGAUAUCAGCCGGCUAUACCACUCUCUCGUCGCUUUCUUCGCUCUCUCCUUCCGUCCUUGCUCGAGAAGUAAAUGUUUCGGAUACUGAAGCUGCUCAAAUUCUGAAGGUUGCAUCACAUGGUAGUAGGUUGGACGGGUCAGAAGGAGGUUGUGCUACUAUUAACGGUGCACAAACUGCUUGGGAUAUGCUCCAUGAGGAGGAAAUGUUUCCACGCAUCACUACAUCGUGUGUGGAUUUGGAUAACAUCCUUGGUGGGGGAAUAAAUUGCAAAGAAGUUACAGAAAUUGGUGGAGUUCCAGGCAUUGGUAAAACACAGCUGGGGAUUCAACUUGCUGUAAAUGUUCAAAUUCCAGUUGAUUAUGGCGGCUUAGGUGGAAAGGCAAUAUAUAUAGAUACAGAAGGCAGCUUUAUGGUAGAGCGGGCUUUACAAAUUGCUGAAGCAUGCAUAGAGGACAUGUCAGAAUCUGAUGGCCUUUUGCGCAAGGAUUUUAAAGCUUGCCAACUUAAAAUGCACCCCAACAAUAUCUUGGAAAACUUAUUCUAUUUCCGCGUCUGCAGCUACACUGAGCAAAUUGCCCUUACAAAUUACUUAGAAAAGUUCAUCUCAGAGCAUAAAGAUGUUAAGAUUGUUAUUGUUGAUAGUGUUACUUUUCACUUCCGCCAAGAUUUUGAUGACAUGGCCCUCAGGACUCGAUUACUAAGCGGAAUGGCUUUAAAGCUCAUGAAGCUUGCAAAAGUGUUUAGCUUGGCGGUUGUUUUAUUGAAUCAGGUGACCAACAAGUAUACAGAAGGUUCAUUCCAGUUAACUCUUGCACUGGGUGAUAGCUGGUCACAUUCUUGCACAAAUCGGGUCAUAUUAUAUUGGAAUGGCAAUGAACGAUAUGCAUACAUCGACAAGUCGCCUUCCCUCCGAUCAGCAUCAGCACCAUAUUCUGUGACCAGUAAAGGUAUUAGGAAUUCUGCUUCGAACUGUAAGCGAAUUAAAAUGAUGUGACAUAUAGAUAGGGUGAGAUGCAAGCAAAAACUAUCCAGCAUCAACACUAUAGUAUAUGUUGUUUAAACCAUACUGAAAAGCUUUAUCAUUUAAGCAAAUUAUAGUCACCAACAUAUUUUAUUUUGGUAAUUAGGGAAUGUUCAUGUACUUAUUCAGCUUGACAGUCGGUUGUUACCCAAAGUUGAACCAAAGUCUGGUGUUAAAGUUUUCAAUUAAAUCCAAACUUGGCUUGGUUCAAUAAAAAAUAAGCUCAUACGGGCCUCAACUCAGGUGGUUAAUCAGUGAGUUGAGACUGGAGUUGAAUCUUAGAUUCAAGUUUUUAUCAAUGAAUUAAAUAAAAUAAACAAUCAGAAUAUGAAUUCAAAGUUGUGUGACUGCUUAAACCCUAGCAUAUAAGUAAAAUAUCGAUAGUUGAAUCAAGAAAACUGAAAGGUGACUAUCUGGUUUACCUCUCCAGCAUAUUCCCUUUAAACCCCAAAGACCCGCAUGCAAGAUAGUUUGUCUUCCAGUUUGAAAUGAGGUUAGCA
This is a messenger RNA of Corylus avellana, 1657 nucleotides long. RefSeq names its product RAS associated with diabetes protein 51C (gene RAD51C). Gene Ontology annotation, molecular function: ATP-dependent DNA damage sensor activity; crossover junction DNA endonuclease activity; four-way junction DNA binding. The record is from RefSeq and is a predicted model, not a curated record. Gene Ontology annotation, cellular component: Rad51B-Rad51C-Rad51D-XRCC2 complex; Rad51C-XRCC3 complex; replication fork. Lineage: Eukaryota; Viridiplantae; Streptophyta; Magnoliopsida; Fagales; Betulaceae. Gene Ontology annotation, biological process: DNA repair; meiotic DNA recombinase assembly; reciprocal meiotic recombination.